Mya arenaria is the source of this 2082-nucleotide messenger RNA. Its product is annotated as zinc finger protein 862-like. NCBI's taxonomy places the organism in Eukaryota, Metazoa, Mollusca, Bivalvia, Myida, Myidae. The record is from RefSeq and is a predicted model, not a curated record. The transcript has 2 exons. Bases 1 to 2082 code for a protein of 693 amino acids.
AUGUCAAUGGACAGCUUCGUCAUAAAAAAGCGACCAGCCGCAUCUGAUGAGUCAUCAGAAACCCCCAAAAAGAACAAGCCUUCCACCAGUACUAGUAGUGGAAUCACUUAUGCUAGUAAAUAUGCCGCUAGUGAAAAAACCGUUCGAAAGUGGAUGCUUGAAUUAAAUGUAGAUUUGGAGCUUGCGAUCGAUAAAGGCAUGUUUAUCACUGGUAAUAAAACUGUGAAGAGGGAGUCUGUGGUGUACCAUGUCAAGUCGGAAAUGCACACGAGAGCGUUGAGUGUUAAGGCUGCAUGUGACAAGCAAAAAAGGUGUCAACCUGGAGACCUAGAAAAAGGGUUUAAAAACAUAGAAAUUAAAAACUCUGAUACACUUAACAAACUUUUUAAAACUGCCUAUUAUGUUGCAGCUGAGGAGAGGCCAUUUUCUGAUUUCCCUAGUCUGUUGCAACUGCAGGAGAGCAAUGGGCUUUCACUGGGGGACACCUAUCACAAUGAUAAAAGUGCCAAAAAUUUUAUUGAAAAUAUUGGGGGUAUUUUCCAUGAUCAAGUAGUGUCAUUACUGGAUAAAGCAGAUUAUUUUAGCAUAUUUUGUGAUGGCUCUACAGACCGGUCUGACUCUGAAAAGGAGGUCAUAAUGAUCAAAGUCUUGGAAGACUUCUAUCCGAAACUAAAAUAUUUUAAACUCGAGGAGCCUGAGAAUACAAAGGCCAAUGGAAUUUUAGCAGCUAUUGAUCAUGCCUUUUUUGUGAAUGAUUUGCAAAACUAUAAACAAAAAACCGUAGGAUUCUGCUCAGAUGGGGCUAGUGUCAUGAUGGGGGCCAGAAGAGGAGUGAUUCAACUAAUGAGAGAAGAGGGGAAUGCAGAGUGGAUCUUGCCUGUGUGGUGUAUGGCCCAUAGACUUGAACUUGCUGUAAAAGACUGUUUCAAGUCAACAUAUAUGGAUAAUGUUAUCGAACUGCUGGAGAGUAUUUAUUAUUUUUAUAAGGGAUCUGCCAAAAGAUUCAAAGAAGCUAAAGAUAUAGCAGAUUUAUUAGGAGAACAUUUUCUGAAACCUGAAAAGGCCAAUGGAACACGAUGGGUCGAUCAUAAACUUAAAGCUGUUAGCAAGCUUCUUAAAAAUUGGCACAUUAUAAUUUCACAAAUGGAAAACUAUGCUGAAGAUAAUACAAAUAGGAGCCAAGACAGAGCAAAAGUUAAGGGUUAUUUGAAUAAAUUGCGACAACACAAAAUGGUUUUGUACAUUGCAUUUGUGAAAGAUGUUCUGAAUGAAGUAAGCAAGGUCAGUUUGUUGUUUCAAAGGGAGGAUAUUACUGUUUCCAGUGCUGUCACAAAACUCCAAAGUGUGUCAUCAGUGCUGAGAAAUAUGAUUGAUAACGAAGGGGAUCAGCUUGUUGAAAUCAGAAAUGAAAUUGUUGAUGGAAAGCUACGUGGUCACACAUUAAUCAACAUUAUUCAAGACCAGUCACUUGCUGCAGAUAGGGCCAGAAUCGUUCAGUCAUUGUUAGAUUGUAUGAAUACCAGAUUAGAAAAUUUAACAGUAGAACCAAUAUUUACUUCAUGUUAUGCAUUUGAUCAAAAAAACUGGCCUCUUCCUGAAAACAGAGAAGCGCUUUUGUUGUAUGGCAAAGAUGAUGUCCGAGUAGUUUUCCAAAGAUAUGAAGUGAUCCUUACUAAUGCUGGUUGUGACAUUAUAGAUGCGUUGAGUCAAUGGACUGAUCUUAAGUUCCACGUUGCAGGCAACCCACGCUAUGCAAAUCUCCAUCCUCUCCUAGUGUGGCAGAUGGUCAGCCAGAUGGACCAGGAUAAGGGUGACUUCAAUGACAUUCUUAAGAUCAUUCAUCUUACAAGUGUUUUACCAUUAUCUAAUGCUUCUUGUGAGAGAGCUUUCUCUACUAUGAAUAUGAUAAAAUCUGAUUGGAGGUGCCGUCUUGACACCGACACAUUGGACACACUCAUGAAGAUCAAAAUUGCAGGCGUUCCACUGAAGGAGUUCGAUCCUCGACCUGCGGUAUACAGAUGGUGGCACACUGGGGAACGCCAAAAAAGACCGACUAUAAAGCCAUACGGUGCCAGAAAUUAG